Molecule: messenger RNA, 937 nt
Organism: Caenorhabditis sp. 36 PRJEB53466
Lineage: Eukaryota; Metazoa; Nematoda; Chromadorea; Rhabditida; Rhabditidae
Source: the annotation of a GenBank genome assembly
AUGAACACUGCGACGAAUGCCUUCGACUUUGGCUCGUCUACCGCUUCGUCGGCGGCCACGUCGACAACUUCAUCGCAGCCAGAUGCGAACGAUCAUCUCUCGGUAAGAGCACUCAUUUCCGAACAGUGCUGGGGUUAGAUGAGAAUUGGAAUUCUGAUUCUGAUUCUAAAAUCUAAAAAGAAAUGCCCCAUCUAAAUUCCACCAUUUUGUAGAGACUGGCAGCGAUGACCCAAGGCGUUGGCAAGGAAGAUCCGGAAAGCUCGUCGACGCCGUCGGCCGAAGCGAGUCUUUACCCAGGUAGUUGGUGGUUCCUCCCCUCGUGCUCAUUCGAACCCCUCCGCAGUUUCAGCCGCCUACAUGCAGAGCUACGGAUGGCCGCAGAAUUACAGCUACUUCGGUCAGCCACUGGGCCCAGCCGCCUUUCCCGGGUGGCCACAGUGCUAUCCGAAUCCGGCGUGGCCCAACUACGGUGAGUUAUUCGGUCAGUUCAUUUUUCUUUUUGUGGUGUGCCAUGGGUAUGAGUAGGAACUUCAGAGUUAUAAGAAAUGGGGGCACCUCGUUCGCUCAUCCAAAUGAAUUGCCGUUUUCAGCCUCGUCGAAGAAAGGCCGUCAGACGUACCAGCGCUAUCAGACAUCGGUGCUUGAGGCGAAGUUCCAGCAGUCCUCGUACGUGUCGAAGAAGCAACGCGAAGAACUGCGUCUGCAGACUCAGCUGACGGACAGACAGAUCAAGAUCUGGUUCCAAAAUCGUCGGAUGAAGGCGAAGAAAGAGAAGCAGCGAGUGGACGAUCACACGGAGCACACGCCGUUGCUACCGGCGAACCCGCCGAAGGGCAUGGGCAUGGAGUCGGACGAGGACAAGAAGUGGCAAAUGGCUGCGCACUGGCAACCAGCCGCCUCGCACAAUCCGUAUCAGUACCCGCUUUGCCCUCCGUAA